CUGGAUUUCACCACUCAAACCACUCAAAGCGAAAUUCUUCUGAGGCUUGGCCCUUGAAAUGAAUGCUGCCCUGCCUUUUUAGUACCGCACGCCUCCCGACCUCAUGUCGGGCAUUGUCUUACUCUGAAUGCUUCGCUCUUCACCUGUGCAUCAUCGCAGGGAUGUGCAAAGUUGUAUAAAGAGGCUGCAGGGAGGCCUCCAUUCUCCAGACAAAUAUUCCAUCCCCGUCUAACCACCCUUGUCUACUCAUUCUCACUUAACUCAUUCGUCAUCAUGCGCUUCUCACUCGCCUCACUCGCCCCUCUUGCCGCCCUUGCCGUCCCCGGCCUUUCCGCCACUAUCAACGCCCGCCAGCCGGAAACAGGAAACAACACCAUCCAAGGAAGGGACUACUAUGGUUCUUACGCUCCAUGGAAGCCGUCUUGGACCUGGCCAGGAACGGACAAGCAUUGUCCAACAGACGUUCCAGAGUAUUGUCCUUGCCUAGACGACCCCGUUUGCGGAUUUGAAUGCCCCUCCCAAUGGCCCUACAAUAAGUGCACCUGGGAACCUGUGUUCGUCGACAGGUAUGACUGGAAAGGCUGGAAGCCCGGCAAGCGUGACCCAUUCUCCUGCGGAUAUGUCGACAAGGUGACCUAUGAGAUUGACUGCAAGGACCUUUGCUUGGCCCACGACAAUUGCAACUCUUGCCAAGUCUAUACCCUUGAGGAAGCGGCCGAGCAGUUUAUUUGCGCUCUCUUCGAGGAGAUCGUUGAUAUCACCACCUGGGAGGACGACUGUGAGGAUGAUUGGGUCGACGAUUGGGUGUAUUAUAGCUCAUCGUACUGGAAUGUCUAUUAUCAGGCAACGUGAAGUUUAUAUUGACUCGGCGAUCGGACAUGUACGAUUAUUGGAUUUUCUUGUAGGGCGCU
Molecule: messenger RNA, 911 nt
Organism: Desarmillaria tabescens
Lineage: Eukaryota; Fungi; Basidiomycota; Agaricomycetes; Agaricales; Physalacriaceae
Exons: 4
Coding region: 274-852 (192 amino acids)
Source: RefSeq, a predicted model, not a curated record